GAGCUCGAAUACCGGCUGAAGCCGGUAUAAAAUCUGCCAAGCUUCAGUGAGAGGAAACAGAGACAGGGAGCUGGCAGAUAAUACUUCAUCUAGUAUAAUAUCAGUAUUUUAAGUAGUUAAUGCAGUCGAACAUAAACUAGGAAACGAUAUAGUUAAAUAUAUGUCGCUCGGUUGUGACUACUAACGAAUCGCGCUCUCCACAGGAGUGAAUGCGGAUGCUCAGGGCAGAAACGAUGAUCUCUGGUUAACACUUUAACAAAGAAGCCAGCUAGAGGAGAGCUGUUGGUUUUGUGUUUUCUUUUGAACAUCCCGAUUUUCCGCAGUUUUUCCCAACGUCUCGAAACGUCAGUGUCCAUCAUGUCAGGAUUGAUGUCAGCCCUGAAGGGCUGCACGAGCCCAAAUGUGUACACUGAGGUGCCAGAUGGAGGCUGGGGCUGGAUGGUGGCUGUGAGCUUCUUCUUCGUUGAGGUUUUCACUUAUGGCAUCAUCAAGACUUUUGGGAUUUUCCUCAAGGACCUCAUGAGAGACUUUAACGAAACCAACAGCAGAGUGUCUUGGGUUGUCUCCAUCUGUGUCUUUGUCAUGGCCUUCACAGCUCCUCUUUCCACUGUGAUGAGCAACCGCUUUGGCUAUCGGCCUGUCGUCAUGUUAGGUGGGUUCCUGAUUAGCCUGGGCACAAUCACAACGGCCUUCACCAAAACCAUAACUGAGAUGUACAUCACCAUGGGAGUCGUUGCAGGCCUGGGCUACUGCCUUACCUUCCUGCCUACAGUCACCAUCCUGUCGCAGUACUUCAGCAAGCGCCGCUCCCUCGUCACAUCCAUAGCCUCCACUGGAGAAUGCUUCUCCCUGCUAGCCCUCGCGCCAGCUCUGAAUGCACUGAAGGAGCAGAUCGGCUGGCGUUACUGCUUGAUCAUUAUUGGGGUUAUGCAGGCCUCAAUCAUUGUCUGUGGGGCCCUGCUGAAGCCAAUAGUCAUUAAACCCGAACCUGCCACACCAGAGGGUUCCACAUCCCCCCUUAAAGAACCUGAAUCCAAAUAUGAUCUGGAGAACGAAUUCACACACACCUCUAUUGGCUCUGUGGACUCAGGGGUCCAGUCCGUCACCUCCUCGCAGAUCAACCUGUCUGGCCUGGAAUCUACAGAACGGUACUCUCCAGAGAAAGAAGCACUUAGGAAAAAAGAGGAAGGAGAAAACAUUGAAGACAAGCUACCAGUGCUACCUGAGACUGCAAGGGUCUCCAGGCCCAAGCUGUUGGACUUCUCCGUGCUCAAGGACGCCAGCUUUAACUGCUACGCACUGUUUGGCCUGUUCGCCACGCUGGGCUUCUUCGCUCCACAGCUCUACAUCAUUGAGCUGAGCGUGAGCCGAGGCGUGUCACGUGUCAGCGCCACCUACAUGCUCUCGGCCAUGGCCGUGGCUGAGAUUCUAGGUCGUCUGUCCAUGGGUUGGGUCCUCAAUCGCAAACCAAUUCGCAAGAUCUACAUCCUGCUGAUUUGCACAGUGCUGCUGUGUCCGGUGCUGGUCAUCUUCACCUUUGUAACUGAGUUCUGGGGGCUCAUGUCCUGCUCCUGUUUCUAUGGCUUCCUGCUGGGCACCGUGGCCUCCAGCCACAUCCCCAUGCUGGCUGAAGAUGACGUGAUUGGCAUUCAGAGGAUGUCAUCAGCUGUUGGUGUCUAUGUCUGCAUCCAGAGCUUUGCAGGACUGGCCGGUCCACCUCUAGGAGGUUUUCUGGUAGACACGACUGACAAUUACGGAUCAGCCUUUUACUCCUGCGCAGCUGGGAUGGGAGUAGGGGCUCUGUUUCUUGGACUGGUGCGUCCAGCCAAAUCCGGAUUCUGCCUUGGGAAGAGGAGAAGUGACCAGCGAACACCAGACAGAGACUCUACCUCACAGGGAAGUGAUGAUGGCACUGCUGACUUUGUAGAAAUGGACAUGGAGACAGACAACAGUCCAACGAAGGGCAAACCCUGGCCAGUAUGAAUACCGCCUCACCUCAAGAGUAAACAUGCUCCUUAUCUUAUCCUCCACUUGAAUGUCGUCCCAAAGGUCGCAAUACACAAAAUCCCUGUUCCAACAGGGCAAAACAGUCACAAAUCAAAUGUUUAAUCGCUCUUCAUUGCACUUAUGCUGAACACCCAAUCAUAACCAAAACAAGUUUACAUUUUUUUUGUGUUACUCGUUAUUAUUUAUUGAAACAGGGAACAAGACUCCUUUGCAUUCAUUCUGUGGUAGUGCCCAUACUAUGGUCUCCACACACUUUUAGACAGGGCAAGAAUAAACCUAUUAAGCGUUCAAUUCUAUAAUUCUCAUUUACCAAGUCUGCUAAGUGCGAAGCUGACUAUUUAUUUCAUAUUUAUAUUGACCAAAAAUCACCACAACGCUCAGUUCUAAGCUUUAACAUCUAAAAGAUGAAACCUCAGGCUGUUUUGCUGCUUACAGUGAGGCCAUGAUGCGUAUUAAACUGCAUCAGGUUGAAUAAACCUCAUUCAAAGUUAAAGCUGAGACAGGUACGAAGCAGUCAAGUGUUGCACAUUAUUUGCUUGCUUGGGUCUAUUGUUUAAUGCAGCUUUGAUGAUUUUCACCACUUAUUUCCAAACAUUCACUAUUAUAGAUGAUGCAGAUUGUGAAGUCUUCCAUCAUCAGACAGAACAUGUUGAAUGAGGGAUGAAUUAUGCUGACAAAUGUCAAAGGCCUCUGAAUUCCUGCUCGCAGAUGCUGUCUACUUAGAAACACAUUCAAGAGUUUCUUAUCAAGUGGCGAAAGAAUGUCAUGUCACCGCUGUAAUUUGGGAGUUUGUGCCUUGUCCAAAGACUCUGCAGAAUCGAGAGCUUGUGACUUGAAACAGGAAACUAAAGGGGCCGUUCACACAGAACGCGUUCUUGCGCUUAAAAGCGUGAGAUCCGGUGUCUCUCGGGGUGAGUUUUUAAAAAGGUAAUUUAUAACUUGACGUGAGACGCUGAAAACGCCACAUGAGGCGGUGCUACAGUCAAAAUGUCAGUCCAGUAAAAGUGACCAUUUCAUGGUCAUUUUUAAAUGGAAUAUUGCAGUAUUAUAAUUACUUUUAUGAUUAUCUUUGAUCAAAUCAUUUCUUUUCUUCUCUGAUGACAUGUUUUACUGGCACAACAGAGUCACAACAUCACAAUCCAAUCAAUUCCUGACAAAGUCCCGCCCUACAUUUUUUCUUGUUCAGGAAGCUAUUUCACUCGAAUAUACAUCACAGUAUUGAAGAAAACACUAUCACAACUUUGUCUUGUCGACUUUAAAAGCAACAUAGUGGAACGCAAAAAACAAAACAAGAUACGGUCUCGAGACGCGUAAACCGAUGAAAUGAAUGCAGCUCAAGAGACGUCCGUAACGAGCAUCACAGUGGAGUGUGUUCUGUGCGAACUGACCCCAAACACAUAAUAUUGGAUCAGUGUAUCAUGACUCAAAAAAUGGAGUGAAUUUAAAUGCAAAAAGAAUUAGAUAUAUUCUAGCAUAUGAAUUUAGAGAGGUGUAAAGUCCAGGGGUCAGAAAGUAAAAGUCCUGCCAUAUGUUUAUUCCACUCAUGAACUCGGCCAGCUGCUUUGACUAAUUAGUUCUCUCUCUCCUGGCUGAAAAACUGCUAAUUAGCAAAUCUAG
This is a messenger RNA of Pimephales promelas (fathead minnow), 3624 nucleotides long. RefSeq names its product solute carrier family 16 member 6b (gene slc16a6b). The record is from RefSeq and is a predicted model, not a curated record. Gene Ontology annotation, biological process: monocarboxylic acid transport; transmembrane transport. NCBI's taxonomy places the organism in Eukaryota, Metazoa, Chordata, Actinopteri, Cypriniformes, Leuciscidae. Gene Ontology annotation, molecular function: monocarboxylic acid transmembrane transporter activity.